Messenger RNA from Leptidea sinapis, 893 nucleotides. RefSeq names its product circadian clock-controlled protein daywake-like. The transcript is spliced from 6 exons. The coding region runs from base 87 to 842 and encodes 251 amino acids. The record is from RefSeq and is a predicted model, not a curated record. NCBI's taxonomy places the organism in Eukaryota, Metazoa, Arthropoda, Insecta, Lepidoptera, Pieridae.
GCAAAAUUAAUGCUGCGACUUGUGAGACGUUUGUGAAACUUCCAAGCGCUUGGUCGUCUCUUUGUCGUAACCAUAAUUCAUUUACAAUGUUAAUACGAAUCCUUUCUGUUUUAUUACUAACAAUAACAUCUUGUUAUUGUGUUAUAAACAUAGAAAAAUAUCUUAAGAUCUGCGAAAGAAAUUCAUUAGAAGUGAACGAGUGUUUGGUGGAUGCUGUGCAAGAUGCUUUGAAGGUUAUGAUAGACGGCAACAAGGAGUUGGGUGUGCCUCCGUUGGACCCCUUCCUUCAAAAAGAACUACGCGUUGAAUAUAACAACAAUCAGAUUAAAGCAAAAAUGGUUAUGAGUGACAUUUACGUUAUCGGACUUAGUACAUCUACCGUACGAGAUGUAAGGUUGAAAGCUGAUGAAGACAAAUUUCACCUGGAAAUAGACAUGUUCACACCUAAAGUAAUUAUAAAAGGUCAAUACGAGGGUGGAGGCAGUUAUAACUCCUUAAAACUACUUGCAACAGGAGAAUUCAAUAAUACAAUGACUGACUUAGUGUAUACGUGGAAAGUAGAUGGCGCUCCAGAAGUAAUCGACGGUGUAACCUAUAUACGUGUUUCAUCAUUUUACAUGCGACCCGAUGUUGGUACAAUGAAAACAACUCUUACCAACAAUAAUCCAGACAGUAAAGAGUUAACGGAGCUUGGAGUGCGAAUAACAAAUGAAAACUGGCGGUUGCUUUACAAAGAAAUGCUGCCAUUUGCACAAAGCAAUUGGAAUAAAAUUGGAACUCGAAUUUGCAACAAAAUAUUUUUAAAAGUACCCUACGAUGUUUUGUUUCCCAUUAAAUCUUAAGUUUUUUAUGAUUAUGUAGUGUGGUAUUGAUAAGUAAAUUUUUGGUUUUUA